GUUUUUAUUACACGAGUCUGCCACGGCUAUGACUUUGUCGGUGCGCAUGCGCAUGAAAAUCAUCGCUACUAAACUGCUUCAGUCUUCAGAUAGUUGAGAUUCAGAUGCCACUGAAAAAUGGCAGAUUGUGAGAAGGAGGAGGCACACAAUCUCCAAAUGGAGUUUGAAUGGGUGCUCCACGAGGAAGUGCACUCAUCGCUGUCGCAACUUCGAAACAUUCUAAUGGAAUGUGCCCAGCGAUUUCCACUAGCUCUUUUCGGUAAUGAUCAGCACAAUAAAACUGAUAGAUUUGUUUUUGCGGCACCGCAUGACCAAGUCAAGUGUAUCGCUGUUCUGACCGGUGACAGUAUCACGAAUGCGGAAGUGAAUUUCAAAGUACAACGACAGCAGAAUAUUAACAUGAGGACCAGUAUUCAAACUGAGCAUCCGUGGAAGCUACAACAGAUCCAGGAUGCCGCCAAUCACUUGCAGCAAGGAAUUGCCCACAUAGAUAACGUAGACAGACACUACCUUUUUAAAACGUCCGACGAAGUUAUGCACGUGUUAGGUAAUAUCCUGGGUUGCCUUCAGAGAAGCAGAACCAGUUUAAUCGUACCCAGGAAGAAGACGAUCGACGACCUCAUCAAGAGUCGCAAUAUGAAGUCUCUGAAUCCGAACCUACCAGAGAAUUUGGCCAUUAGCUUCUACAUUCAAAGCUACAAGCUGGUGUUAGCUAUUUACCAAUUAGAGAACGCUCACGGUAGCGUAAAGUACGAGACCCAGCAAGCGGAGUGCAGCGUACCGUGGUUAAACGACGCCCUCGUACUUCUUACUAUUGCGCUACAGCUUUGCCAACGACUGAAGGACAAGAUAUGCGUCUUUUCCCAAUACAAAGAUUUUACGGUGGGUUCUCGUGUCCCUUCCGCAAUAGGCUGGUAACCUAUCACCAAGAAAUUUUCAUAUUUCGAAUCGGCGUUUGAUAUAGUACGGUGCUACGUGCAAGUGAACGAAUUUUGGCCUCAAUUAGGUAACACUUGCUCUGGCCUUCGUUUUUACAUACGUUAAUUGUUGUUCUUAUAUUCUCUGUCUCACCUGUACUGGAUUGUUGCCCUAGUGUUUCUAAAAAUUAUUACAACACGCGCCUAGCAUAGUAAUAUAUAAUAAUAGUAAUAUAUAGUAAUAGUAAUAUAUAUAUGUGUAUAUAUAUAUACAUAUAUAUAUAUGGUGUAUUGAAUACAUUAGCUAUUGAAACAUCUAAUUAAGGGUUUGCAUCCGUUUAUGUGAGUUACUAAUAGAAUAAUAACAAGUUACACUAUCGUUGUUAUACACCAGAAAUGGAGGAUUAAUAAGAACAUUUUGCCAAUUACUGGUGUGCCUCAUCACCAUGUUAUAUACUGUGUUCUUCCCAUUUCUGAGGUAGUUUUCACAGUGAGUGUGUAAGUCUUUAACUUUAGCAUACAAUAUAUUUAGUAAAUUGAGGCAAAGGGAUGAAAUAACUACACAAUGGAAUUUGAGUAAAUCAUUUUACUAAUGUUUAUUAUUAAACAUCUCAUAUAGAUUAUUUGAAUUUAUUGUAAUUUAAUACAUGUUGUUGUUAUAAUCGUCG
Ooceraea biroi (clonal raider ant) is the source of this 1585-nucleotide messenger RNA. It is a transcript of the gene rogdi, whose product is annotated as rogdi atypical leucine zipper. Gene Ontology annotation, cellular component: RAVE complex. The record is from RefSeq and is a predicted model, not a curated record. NCBI's taxonomy places the organism in Eukaryota, Metazoa, Arthropoda, Insecta, Hymenoptera, Formicidae.